AUGAGAAACACAAACGUAUACGAAGAGCGCUCUCUCGGGAUCUACGCCCACGACAACACAGACGACGAGACCGAAGAAAAAGCCUCUCCGAACAUGUUCAUCCAACUGGUCCGACACCACCUGCUCGGACGCCAAGAUGCAUCCACCCCCGAAGCAUCCCGCAGUUACUUCGUCCACCAGCAAUUGCGCUCCCAACUGAGCCAUGACCUUUGGUGGAUCGCUCUCGCGGUCUUCCUCAUUGCCAUCGCAGAAUCCGGCAAUUACAGCCGCAUGCCCGUGGCAUAUUCGACCUUGAACAUCAUAUUCGAGGUCGUCUCCGCCUACGGUUGCGUCGGCAUCAGUGUGGGCUUUCCGAGUUCGAAUGCCUCGUUCUGUUCCUCGUGGCAUACCAUCAGCAAACUGAUCUUGGCGGCUGUUAUGCUGCGCGGUCGCCACAGGGGUCUUCCGGUCGCUAUUGAUCGCGCUGUUAUGCUGCCGAAUGAGUCCCUUGAGUGGGCCGAGGAGGAAGAUGCUGCUAUGAGACGGGAGCAGUCUCGUGCUUGGGGGAGUGAUAAGAUGCCUAUCGGUUCGGUUUAA
Aspergillus luchuensis is the source of this 576-nucleotide messenger RNA. Its product is annotated as putative potassium transporter. The record is from RefSeq and is a predicted model, not a curated record. Gene Ontology annotation, molecular function: high-affinity potassium ion transmembrane transporter activity. The transcript is spliced from 2 exons. Gene Ontology annotation, cellular component: plasma membrane. Bases 1 to 576 code for a protein of 191 amino acids. Gene Ontology annotation, biological process: potassium ion import across plasma membrane; intracellular potassium ion homeostasis. Lineage: Eukaryota; Fungi; Ascomycota; Eurotiomycetes; Eurotiales; Aspergillaceae.